AUGGUCUCCAAGACAUUCCUUAGCGCUGCGGCGCUCUUCACCCUGGCCUUGGCGCAGCAAAGGAACGGCGGUGGCGGCGGUGGCGGCGGUGGCAACAACAACGGUGGAAACCAGGGCAACCAGAACCAGGGUGGAAACCAGGGCGGUGGUAACGACGCCGACUCGACGACCCUGAGCGAGAACGCGAUCCAGACCGGUUCCUUCUCAGACGGCUCCCAGGGCCUUGGUGCUGAGGAUGGACAGGCCGCCUCUCAGACCUCGCAGAACAACUUCAUCAACGAGUGCGCCGGAAAGACCCUCACCAACGGUCUCCAAAUCACCGAGGGCUCGUGUAACGGUAUCCCCAUGGGAAACAUCCCCGCCAAGAACAACAUGAUCUCGUCCAUCAUCACCUUCCCCCAGAACGGUGAUGAGGUCCAGGAGCAGCAGGACUUCACCAUCAGCGUCCAGACUCAGAACCUCGAGGCUGGCUCCUUCACCAACGCUGAUGCGACCUACUACGCCGCCCCUCAGACCCUCAACGGUCAGGGACAAGUCAUUGGCCAUACUCACGUUACCGUCCAGGACUUGGGCAACUCUCUGAACCCAAGCCAGCCCCCAGACCCGACCCAGUUCGCUUUCUUCAAGGGUAUCAACGAUGCUGGUAACGGACAGGGUCUUCUCUCAGCCGACGUGGCUGGCGGUCUCCCUGCCGGAAACUACCGCCUUUGCACCAUGACCUCAGCCUCCAACCAUCAGCCCGUUCUCAUGCCUGUCGCCCAGCGUGGAUCUCAGGACGAUUGCACCAAGUUCACUGUCUCGGCGAACGGUGGCGGCAACAACAACAACAACAACAACAAUGGCGGCAACAACGGACAGCAGGGCCAGAACGGUCAGCAGGGCCAGCAAGGACAGCAGGGCCAGAACGGUCAGCAGGGCCAGCAAGGACAGCAGGGCCAGCAAGGACAGCAGGGCCAGCAAGGACAGCAGGGCCAGCAAGGACAGCAGGGCCAGCAAGGACAGCAGGGCCAGCAAGGACAGCAGGGCCAGAAUGGUCGCCGCAGACUGGCCAGCGACAAGCGCAGCCGGCUCGCCCGCAUCGCCACCCGUGACUUCGUCGCCUGA
Diaporthe citri is the source of this 1104-nucleotide messenger RNA. RefSeq lists its product as uncharacterized. NCBI's taxonomy places the organism in Eukaryota, Fungi, Ascomycota, Sordariomycetes, Diaporthales, Diaporthaceae. The transcript is spliced from 2 exons. Bases 1 to 1104 code for a protein of 367 amino acids. The record is from RefSeq and is a predicted model, not a curated record.